Messenger RNA from Prunus avium (sweet cherry), 1974 nucleotides. Lineage: Eukaryota; Viridiplantae; Streptophyta; Magnoliopsida; Rosales; Rosaceae. The record is from RefSeq and is a predicted model, not a curated record.
AUGGAUUUAAAAAACCCGUCUCACCAUAUUGACAAAGUAGUGCAAACCCCACAAGAAGUUGCAAACAACCGGUUGAGGCUUACAACCACAAUAGAGGCGAUUAGGUAUUUAGCAAAUCAAGGAAUGGCUUUUAGAGGUGAUGAUGAAUCUUAUGACUCCUCUAAUCGAGGCAAUUUCAUUGAGUUGGUGAAGGCUUUUGCAAGAAUGAAUGUAAACAUUGAAAAAGUUGUGUUACAAAAUGCUCCCUUGAAUGCCCAAUAUAUUUCAAAUAAGAUACAAAAGGAGAUCCUAAGUAUCUAUUCUACCAAAGUGAGAAAAAGGAUACGCGAUGAAAUUGGGGAAGAUGGGAAAUUUUGUAUUCUUGUUGAUGAAGCACUAGACGACUCUAAGAAGGAACAAAUGGCUAUUAUCAUAAGGUUUGUUGGUUGUGAUGGGCAUAUUCAAGAAAGGUUUUUUGAUAUUGUGAGUGUUCAUGAUACUAACUCCCCAACUCUUAAAAGUGAUAUUUGUAAAGUUCUUGGCAAGCAUAAUCUUUUAGUGAGCAAUAUGCGUGGUCAAGGAUAUGAUGGUGCUAGCAAUAUGCGUGGUGAAUGGAGUGGCUUACAAGCAUUAUUUCUCAAAGAUUGUCCAUAUGCAUAUUAUAUACACUGCUUUGCUCAUCGUCUUCAAUUAGCUUUAAAUGGUGCAGCUAAAGAGGUAGGACUCGUUUGGAGAUUUUUUUCAAUGUUGAAUAACAUUGUGAAUUUUGUUGGUGCUUCUGCCAAACGCCAUUCUGAGUUAAAAUUAACCCGACAAGCUGAAAUUGAAGAAUUACUAGCUGCUGGAAGACUUGGGACAGCUAAAGGGGCUAAUCAAAUUCGUUGUUUGCAACGACCUGGAAGUACUCGUUGGGGGUCACAUUUUAAUUCUAUUAGGAGUUUGAUUGAUUUAUUUGGUGCAACCAAGACACUUCUAACGGAUAUCAGUCAUAAUGGACCUACCUCACAAUUUCGUGGCGAAGCAGAAGGUAUUAAAAUAUCUAUGUUAUCUUUUGACUUUGUUUUUGCCUUGAAAUUGUUGGACAAAACUAUGAGAUUCACUGAUUUUCUUUGUCAAGAACUUCAAAGAAAAUCUCAAGACAUUGUAAAGGCUUUGAAUUUGGUUGCAAGUACAAAAAUGGAGCUUGAUGAGUUGAGAAAUAAUGGUUGGAAUGAUUUUAUACAGAGUGUGCAAUCAUUUUGUGAAGAACAUGAUAUUAAUAUGCCUGAUAUGGGUGCCCGUCAUACAAUAGGCACUCGCCGUUCUUGUCAACAAAGAGAUUGUAUCACAGUUGAGCAUUAUUAUCAUAUUGAUAUAUUCAAUGAGGUAAUAGAUUAUCAGUUGGGGGAGUUAAAUACUAGAUUUCCAGAUGGGACUGUGGAACUCCUUUCUCUUAGCUCAGCAUUAGAUCCUCGUGAUGCUUUCAAGCAAUUUAACAUUGAUGAUAUAUGCAGUCUUGCUGAGAAAUUUUACCCCUUAGAUUUCACUACAACUGAGUUGCAUGCUUUAAAUCAGCAAUUGGGAUUUUAUAAGAUUGAUAUGGAUCGCAUUCAAGCCUUCAAGAAUAUUGAUUCCAUCCCUAUAUUACUUGAGCGCUUAAUUGAGACAAAAUUAGCAGAAACAUACUACUUGAUUGACAGAUUGAUUCGUUUGGUGCUAACUCUUCCUGUGUCUACAGCAACAACAGAACGAGCAUUUUCAUGUAUGAGACUUAUUAAAAAUCGACUUCGGAAUAAGAUAGGUGAUGAGUUUCUUGCUGAUUGUAUGCUACUUCAUAUUGAAAGAGAAUUAGCUGAUAAUAUAGAUAAUGAAUCAAUAAUUGGUGAUUUUAAUGCUGUGAAGACUCGAAGGGUGCAACUUAUAUCAUAUUUUAAUGAUUUGAAUGUUCAUCUAAAUACAUACACUUGGAUAUCAUAUUUUCUGGACAAUCUAGAAUCAUGUGUCCCCACUCAAUAA